Messenger RNA from Pseudoliparis swirei, 2742 nucleotides. It is a transcript of the gene atoh8, whose product is annotated as atonal bHLH transcription factor 8. The transcript is spliced from 4 exons. Lineage: Eukaryota; Metazoa; Chordata; Actinopteri; Perciformes; Liparidae. Bases 1197 to 2183 code for a protein of 328 amino acids. Gene Ontology annotation, molecular function: protein dimerization activity; DNA-binding transcription factor activity. The record is from RefSeq and is a predicted model, not a curated record.
CUCCCCUCCCUUUCCCUCUGUGUGCACGUGUUUGUGUUUGAGGCUCCAGACGGCUCCAGCCACUCAGACGCCAGCAGAGGAGCGCGAGCGCGCUUCGCUGUGUAACCAUUUAGCUAUCUGGACUAAACGCCGCACGCUCUGAGAAGCAGGUUCCUGCGAGACACGGAGAGGACCGGACCAGGUGUUCCGGUUUCAGCUCAGAAGAUACAGCUCGUUGGACUUUGUAACAAAGAUUACUUUUUUUGGAUUAGCAGGAAGUUUACAACGUGAAGUAGCAGCGCGCAUUUUUUUCCAGAGGGGACACGAAGCUUCACAGACUGCGGGAUGUAUCGGUCCUAGGGAGCAUGUCGGGGACCAGAGAUCUCACUUCAAUGCUGACACCCGAACCGGGACUAACUGCUGCUGUUACAUUGAGCGGAGAGGAACCUCUUUCUUGUGUGUUAUUGCUCAUGACAACUUAUCAAGUAUGCAACAAAGAGUAGGGUGUCGCUUGUCACUAUUACAGAACUGCUCAGUGGGACUGCAUUUAUGGUUUUAGACUGUCAUCCUGUUCAUCUGCUGUUCCCAUUAUUGUGUCCAGCAGCUGUGCUGUAGUGUGGGUUAUUCACAGGGCUGCUAUGCAGACUGACUGGAGCCACGCUCAGACAGCUCCACUGUGACCCACAGGCCUGGACCCUCACAGAAAAAACCCUUUAGAGCUGAGGAGGGAGGACUUGUGCAAAACAGCAGAUGUUACACAGCUUUGUGUACUAAAGCGGAUUAUUCAGGAUGCUGCUAUGCAGACAGAGUGGAGCCACAGGAACUCUGCUGGGGAAGUUGGAGUAGCUCACACGGCUGUGCAGCUUCUGUCAGCACCGCUGAACAGCUUGUGUUACACUGUUGGCAGCUGAAUGGUGGGCAGGAAGGAAGGUUGUUGUUUUCAACUUAUAUAAGUGUGGGCACAUUAUGAGUUGGAAACUUUCACAAAGAUCAAAAGUUUUGUCUGAAACAUAAAGGUCCCAUUCACUUGAUUACAGUAAUGAAACCAAUGCUUCCAGCAGGGGAAGGUCUUUAAAGAUGACAGUGAAACGUUGUGGAAUUGAAACAUUUUGUUGGACAGUUUUGAAGGCUUGGCAUUCCAUACAUCUGCAUUUAGCAUAGUUGAAAUUAGAUUUACCGUUCAAAUUUCACUUGUUAGUUACACUAAUUGUGGGAAGAUGAAGAACCCUCAUCCACUGAGUAACACCUGGAGUAGAACCAUGACCAAAGAGCCAGUGCUGAUCUCUGUGCCAGACACAAACAAGAAGUUCAAGAGGAAGUCUCGGGAGCCGAAAAGAGUUGAACCUGAGAGGAUGACAAACUACCCAGAGAGCGGGUCGGAUGUGGCCUCGGAAGAUGACACGCAGACAGAGACAUGUAAUGUCAGCAGGUUGGCUCCUCCACAGAGACAGCUGACGAUGUCACAGGAGGGGAUGGCCAGUACUACGGGGAUUCUAUCCGGACUACCAGAAGGCAAUGUGGCUCAAGCUCAGAGCGGUGCCAUAGACAUGAGAAUUGGCAUUAACGUGCCUGCCAUCACUUCCAAACUGUCCCAGUUACCCGCCUCUCCAUUCUCAAACUCUGAGAUCUCCCACUGGCCCACCGCCAUCUCCCAGCCUCUGUCCAACAGACUCAAACUGGGCCUCCGCUCCACUUUCCCUCUGUCGACAUCAUCCAGCAGCAGCCACAGCCAUUCACCCAACCACCAGGCCUUCUCCCUGGAGCCCCAAACCUCAGCCCUGCCGGUCCAGAGAGUCUCCCAGACCUCCCAGUAUCACGAGUAUAUGGAGCCCGAGGACGAGUCACCUCAGGGGUCUCCCAGGAAGCGGGCUGGAGGGAGUACUGAUGGACCUGGCCGUUUCCCAGAGGUCAAAGCCAUCCAGCAGACCAGGAGGCUUCUGGCCAACGCCCGAGAGAGAACCCGUGUCCACACCAUCAGUGCUGCAUUUGAGGCCCUGAGGAAGCAGGUGCCAUGUUACUCUUAUGGACAGAAGCUAUCCAAGCUGGCAAUAUUGCGUAUAGCCUGCAACUACAUCCUGUCUCUGGCUCAGUUGGCAGAGCUGGACUACAGUCCCGACCACAGCACUCUGAACUUUUCUCAGUGUGUGGAGCAGUGCACCAGGACCCUGCAGGCUGAGGGCAGGAGCAAGAAGAGGAAGGAGUGAGGCUGAUGGCGCUGGACCGGUCCAACAGGUUAGCCGCUGAAAGAGCGACGAGGACGCAGAAUACUGGGAGGACAAAUGACGAGAUGAUGAUCACACGAAAGCUGAGGAAGUGGAUACAUGAAGGAGUGACAAGAAAUAACCUUUUUUUUCACCAAUUAUUAGCAACGAGCAUCAAUACUUGACUCUGAGCUGGAGUUGUGGAGUUCUGUACAUAAAGGCCAACAAACACUAACUGACUAAAAGACAGAUGCGCAUGGACUUCAAGGAUCAAGCCGCAGAAUCCCUCAGCAAUAACCUCCACUGACUCAACUCUGCAUACAGACAAUGUUAUUACAUGAGUUUACUCCAAUUCUGCCUUGGAGUCACUGACAAGGCAACAGUGACUGUAUGUAUGUAAGAAUGUAUUUCCUGCUAAUACUCGCUAUUUGAACAGUCGCUGCAGUUCAAGCAGCUGAUUCAUGAAAUCGCUUUAAUAGUAAAUGUUUUAUAGUUUAUAAUCUUAUAUUUCAAAAAAUGCCAAUUAUGUUUAUUCAAUACAAAUAAACAAUGUUAACAUUAA